AUGUCCUCUCAGAUAUUGCAGGCAGAGCUCUCGAAUCUGAUACAGGAGUCAAAGCGCAAAUACUCUGAUUUGAGAAAUGCUGCCGAACAAUCACUAAAUGACUUGAAGGCGUUGCCUUCAACAUCGGAGGCACAGAUAACAGCGGAUCUCAUACGGCGUCCGCACUUUGUCACUCCGUUCAUACUUGCUUGCCAGACACGGCAGUCCAAACUCGCAUCAAUCGGAGUUGUUUGCCUGCAAAGACUCGCAACAUCGCAUGCGAUUUCACCUCAUCGGCUUAAUGAUACUUUGUCUGCCUUGCGCGACAUCACAGGGCUAGGCCAGGAUGUACAGCUCAAGAUCCUCCAGACCUUACCGGCCUUGCUACAGAACUACUCUGAUGAUCUGAGCGGAGAACUUCUUGCCCAUGUUCUGGAAGUAUGUGCCACGUUGCAAGCCAGCAAAGUCGCUGCCGUUUCAAAUACGGCAGCUGCAACCUUGCAGCAACUCGUUAGUUCGGCAUAUGAAAAGGUCUCGGUUGAAGAUGGCAUUAUACAGAAUGCAGUUACGGUUCAAACGCAAGUCGGAGGAUCGACUAUCGAUAUCGGGGUGGCUGCGUACGAUGCUCUCCGGAUUUUGAGUGAUCUAUGUCGCGCAGUUGAGGGCGAAAAGCUGGAAUUCCUGCACAUCAAGGCUCUUCCACCCAAUUUCGUCCUCGAGCUCAUUGAAAGCAUCUUAGUCAAUAACAUAAAGCUCUUUCGGAAUCACCCCGAGCAGAUGCAGUUGCUUCAAACUCGCCUCCUACCAAUGACAGUCAAGCACCUUUCAGAAAGACAUAAUUUUGCCCAAACUUUACGGGUUACCCGAAUACUACUGGUGCUUUUGCGUCAUUUCAUGAGCCUACUGCAGGAUGAAUGUGAAAUGGCACUUGGACUCUUGAUUCACCUGCUGGAACCCGAGGCGUCAUCGGAAUGGAAGAGGGUACUUUGCAUGGAGGUCUUUCGCAGCUUGCAUUCAGAGCCUAGCUUGAUCCGGCUGAUUUACACAUUGUUUGACGCAACUCAAGGAAGAAAGGAUAUAGUAAAAGAUCAUAUGACCGCCUUGUUCAAAAUAGCGUCAGAAAACCCGUCUCUCAUCGGCGUCAGUUAUCAGUCUACCGUACCACAAGAUGCUUCGCAGUCUCGAUCCAACACCGAUGAUCAAAUUACGCUCGAUGCUGGAGGCGUUGCUGGGGUCAUUGCCGCUCCGGUAAAUUCGGCGGAUGAGAGUGUGACGGGAAUCAGCAGCCAAUGGAGUACGGUUCGCACCCCGUACCUCGAACUCCUUGAUAAAUCAGAGCCGCCUCCUCCUCCGGAAACAUAUAUCUAUAGUCUGGUUUUGAAUUGUCUGGGCGCAUUCGCCGAAGGUCUCGCUAGGUUCAUUAUUCCGUUAACAGUAACAGAGUCAAAAAGCAAGCGCAGGAAAAGGAUGGCAAUGAAUGAUCGGGAACAAGGUUUGAAUGAUCUGCAAAGGUCAGACUCGACGAAAUCAAAUGGAUCUGAAACUAGAAGACAAACAGUACCCCUCAAUCCAUUGGAGCUUCGAGAUCACCCCCAAAGUUCCGCAAUUACAUCUAGUGCUGGAAUCAUCGAAUCAUGCUGGCCAGUUAUUCUGAGCACAUGCUCCAUUUUUUUCUACGCCGCAUUAGACGCAGAUUUCUAUCACAAUCUCGUACGAUCCUUCCAGAAAUUGACACAUGUCGCCGGUCUCCUUCGUCAAUCUGUGGCGCGAGACGCAUUUCUAUCUACCCUCGGAAAGGCUACUCUCCCUGCAGAGGAUGCGAUCAUGAGUACAAACACUCCCGAAGCCCGACGAUCGAUGAACCCAGAUGCCGGGAUUGAGCAGUCCCUAAGUGCGCAUUUUGACACACCCAAAGCGUCAUUCGAAGCCGCAAGAGCCUCAUUGAGCACCAGGAACCUUCUCUGCCUUCGGGCUUUGUUAAAUCUGGGAAUCGCUCUGGGACCGACGCUAGAUCGGACUGCAUGGUCUAUACUUCUUGAGACUUUGCAAAAUGCCGACCUAGUAAUCAACUCCCACGUGACGGCUUCUGCUAAACAGACACCAGUUAUCGGAAACGGAGAGCAGACCGCACAAAGCGGUGCCGAUAUUCCCAGAGCUAAUAUUGGAAAUGAAAUACUUGCUGUCUCGACUGCUGCAUCGAAGAUGUUUGAGAGUACUGCAGAUUAUCCGGACACGUCCUUUCGGUCAAUACUUGAGGCACUUCUAGGUUUGUUGUCCGCUAAGGGGCGAGGAGUGCUGCCGACAGCUGUAUCCCCUACGAAACCCGCGAUCAAUCAGUCUUUUGCAAAUUCAAGAAUCCUGGAUGACGAGAUGAAUAUCGUGCUAGACCGGACUAAGGAACUCUGCGAAGCGAAUAUUGAACGCCUAUCAGUAGUAAGUCAGGAUGAAGAUAUUGCGUGGAAUAACUUGAACACGAACCUGCAAUCGAUCAUAACAAGUGAUACAAAUAGCCGAAGUCUUCGGUUGAAAGCGAGCAGUAUUCUUAACUACGUUAUACUCCAGACGAUGAAACAUGGAUGGUUCGAAGACGAUUCUCGAAACAGUCUACAACUUCGGAAUUUGCAGUCGCUACAAUCGCAGAUUACGUCUUUAUAUGAGCAACGCGACAGACUUACCAGCAUAGAUGCGGAGGCUCAUGGGCUGGCCCUGGACACACUCAAGAUCAUGCUUGAACAAUAUGGCGAGGCUUUUACAUCUGGCUGGGAUUUGAUCUUUGAGUUAAUCUCUAGUGUCUUUGAGAAGCCCAGUCUACAGAAUGAGAAUGAACCAAACGAGACACUUUCAUCCAGAAAAUCUGUGUCAAAGGCUCGAGACUGUAAGGCAAGGUCUCCACGUCUGGUCCGCGCGGCUUAUGCUUCGUUGCAACUCAUUGCGUCCGACUUUCUCACUUUACUUCCACCGUCAUGCCUCCUUGAAUUGGUCGAUUCAUUGUCUUUUUUUGCAUCACAAGACCAGGAUUUCAACAUUUCGUUGACCACCACCACCUUUUUCUGGAAUGUAUCGGACUUUCUCCAGAGCCAAGUCGGCGCAUUUUCGAUUGACGAGUCUAUGGAUAUUUCCAUAAGCGAAGAGUCGCUCGCAGGAUUAGCCGAUGAUGCUGACAUAUCUACAUCGAGAGGAGCGUUGUGGUUACUGUUACUUCUCCGCAUUGUCGAUCUCACUACAGAUAACAGGUCCGGCAUCCGCAAUAGCGCAAUCCAUACUCUCCUCAGGAUCUUAGAUGCAUAUGGCCCACAGCUCACCUCUAAAGCAUGGCAUCUUUGUUUGAAUCGAGUAUUGUUUGUCAUGAUAUUUGACAUUCAAAAGCGAGUAGUUGAAAUCGAACGAUCUGCUACUGAAGGGUCAAAUGCUGCGAAAGAAUGGAUUGAAACAUCCGUUGUUCUCAUCAAAGGUUGCGCUGACCUUAUCGCGACAUUCUUUGACACGAUUAUUCAAGACCCACGAUUCGUUGACUCCUGGAAACGCUUACUCGAAUCUUUCCAGGAACUAGUCCGAGUUAACAACUAUGGGAUCAAAGAGGCAAUAUUCGCCAGUACCUGUGAUAUAAUCAAGCAUGCAAAGCCUUCUGGUGAAUUCAGCAAAGAGGCUGUUCACUGCGCCUGGCUUCUAUGGAAAAACAAUCAUUUGGCUCCUGAAGGCGUCCCUUUAAAUCUGGACGAGCCGAAUCAGGACGCGCUCAUUGCUUACUUUCGAUUUUUCCAACAAAUAUACCGGUUAUACAGGGAUGAGUUGUCAGAGGAACCUGUUACACAAAUUUUGCAUCACAUGCGAACAGCGAUCUGGAACGCAGUGGUUUCGAGAUAUUCGGUUGAUAUUGAUCACCAGUCAACUUUGCAGGAAUUAGUCCUCGAUUGCAUGAAAACUCUUUGCUUGGAUAAAGACGAAUCACAAUCUGACAUUGUGAUGUGUUUAGCAGAUUUCAGUGAUGCUGCGCUGACUCAGUGGUCAACGGAUAGAGACAAGAGCCGACCCUCAUAUGUAGCAUUCUCCAAGAACUCGACUAAUCUUCUUAGCUGGUACAUUUCCGAACAUGGCAUCAAGGCGGACAUCUUUUCCGACGGAGCAUUGACGGCGGCACUUCAACAUCUGGCCCAUCCUAUUAGUUGCAAGUACGAAUGGCGUGGCAAAGACCGUGAGCAACUGAUCUGGCAAAAAGCAACGACAGCCGCUGUGAAAAUCGUUCGUGUUGCCGUGCCGUAUGUGGAGAGCAAGUAUAGUGUGGCUGAAAACUCCAGCAUCGUUUCAUUUUGGUCUACUGUCAUUGAUAUCACUCGAGGGAUAAUUUCUGCAGACAACUACAAUGACUUUGGCAUACCGGCUUCUCGGAUCGCAGCCGAUGAAGAAUUCGACAUUGAGGCUUUUGAGUCACUUGUACCGCUCCUCAUCCCGUCCUUGGGAGCAAGCAAUAUCCCUGACAGUAUUCGAAGAGACUUUGCGUGCUCUUUAUUUCGAUCUUCGCUUAUCUAUCUCCCUCAACCAAUGGACAGACCCAUGGAAACUCUACUCGAAAACCCACUUCAUGACCUGUACAAAAUUCGUCGUGGCAGAACAUACGAUCCAUCACCCACGGCAAGAUCACGCAUGGCAUAUGUACUCAUCGACACGAUGUUCACGCUCGCCCAGGCAUCGUCACUUUCGUUCCCGGCAAAUGACAACGACCAGAUGGUAGCUUCAAACACCACAUCUCGUAUCGCUAUUGCACGCUCAAUCCUACCUUAUCUGAUACUUCGAUCUUUUCUCCCCCUAAAAUCCUACAUCGCCGAUCAACCCUUGCGCGGAUUACAGCCACAACCAGCACCGGCACAUCGCGAGUUGGUGCGUAUACUCGACCGUCUAUUCACUCUACAAAGCGAGCCUGCAGCCAUACCUGAUGCACCGUGUGGCAUCGCUUCGUCGUCUCAAUCACCAUUCUCCGCCAGUGGUAGUAACCCCAAAUCUAGCUUCGUGUCAGCAAAAGCGAAUGGUCAUGAGUCCCGGUUGGUAUAUAGUAAACAUCUUGGAUGGGUAUACCCUCUGAUCGUGAAAUGUGUCCGGAUCGCUGGGAAACAGAAACGGUGUGGGAAUGAUGAUGUCGUGGUAUUGCAUCAUUUGACUAGAAUUUUGGAUGCUGUGUGUGAGAAUGACGAUGGAGAUGAAGUUUGA
Messenger RNA from Talaromyces stipitatus ATCC 10500, 5181 nucleotides. RefSeq names its product endosomal peripheral membrane protein (Mon2), putative. The transcript is spliced from 6 exons. NCBI's taxonomy places the organism in Eukaryota, Fungi, Ascomycota, Eurotiomycetes, Eurotiales, Trichocomaceae. The record is from RefSeq and is a predicted model, not a curated record. Bases 1 to 5181 code for a protein of 1726 amino acids.